Aspergillus fischeri NRRL 181 is the source of this 1692-nucleotide messenger RNA. Its product is annotated as dicarboxylic amino acid permease agtA. Gene Ontology annotation, molecular function: amino acid transmembrane transporter activity. Gene Ontology annotation, biological process: amino acid transmembrane transport. The coding region runs from base 1 to 1692 and encodes 563 amino acids. The record is from RefSeq and is a predicted model, not a curated record. Gene Ontology annotation, cellular component: membrane. Lineage: Eukaryota; Fungi; Ascomycota; Eurotiomycetes; Eurotiales; Aspergillaceae. The transcript is spliced from 5 exons.
AUGGGGUACAAAGAAGAAGGCGUCUCUUCGGAGAUGCCUGUCAAGUAUGAAAUGUCCAACGAUGUCAAAGCUGCUGAGGAGGGUGUGACGGAGUCUCAACCCCAUGUCGACCUUCAUCGGGGUCUCAAGUCCCGUCACAUCACCAUGAUUGCCAUUGGUGGUGCUAUUGGCACUGGUCUCAUCAUCGGAACUGGAGGUGCUCUUGCAAAGGCUGGCCCUGGUUCUAUCCUCAUCUCCUACUCUUUCGUCGGUUUCAUCGUCUAUCUGGUCAUGUGUGGUCUUGGAGAAAUGGCCACUUGGUUGCCCAUGCCCUCCGGUUUCACUGGUUAUGCUGUCCGUUUCUGUGACCCUGCUCUUGGAUUCGCCAUUGGUUGGACGUAUUGGUUCAAAUAUAUUAUUGUCACACCGAACCAGUUAACGGCCGGCGCGCUGGUCAUAUCAUUCUGGAUCGAUGCUUCACGAGUCAAUGCAGGCGUGUGGAUCACCGUUUUCCUGGUGUUGAUUAUUUCCAUCAACUACUUUGGUAUCCGGUUCUUCGGUGAAUUUGAGUUCUGGCUGUCCUCCUUCAAAGUGGUCGUCAUUGUCGGCCUGAUUUUGCUCUCCUUCAUUCUGAUGCUGGGCGGCGGCCCCGAUCACGACCGCAGGGGCUUCCGGUACUGGAAGGAGCCCGGUGCGUUCAACUGGUACAUUGAGGAUUCGGCCGCGGGUCGUUUCUAUGCCUUCUGGGCGACCAUGGUCUCGGCCACGUUCGCUUAUCUGGGUACCGAACUGGUCGGAGUGACCGUCGGCGAGGCCGAGAACCCACGCAAGACGAUCCCGCGCGCCAUCAAGCUCACCUUCUACCGUAUCCUCUUCUUUUACGUGAUCAGCGUUCUGCUCGUCGGCACCCUGGUCCCCUACGACUCCAAGAGCCUGGUCUUCGCGACCAAGAAAGCCAGCUCCGCAGCUGCCUCCCCCUUCGUCGUCGCGAUCGAGUUGGCCGGCAUUCGCAUCCUUCCCCACAUCCUCAACGCCUGCAUCCUCCUCUUCGUCUUCUCCGCCGCUAACUCGGACCUUUACAUCGCCACUCGUACCAUUUAUGGUCUCGCGCGCGAGGGCAAAGCGCCCGCCAUCUUCGCCCGCACCGACCGCCGCGGCGUCCCCAUCUAUGCCCUCGCCAUCUCCUCCUGCUUCGCCUGCCUGGCCUACAUGAACGUCUCCAGUGACUCCAAGACCGUCUUCAAAUACUUUGUGGAUCUGGUCACCAUUUUUGGCCUCCUCACCUGGAUCUCCCUGCUCGUCACCCACAUCUACUUCAUUCGCGCCCGCAAAGCCCAGCACGUCCCUGACUCUGACCUCGUAUACACAGCCCCCUUCGGCGCCGCAGGCUCCUACUUCGCCCUCGUCUUCUGCUGCAUCAUUGCCCUCACUAAGAGCUACGACGUCUUCGUCCAUAGCGACACCUAUGGCAACUUCAACUACAAGGGCUUCAUCACCGCGUACCUUGGUAUCCCCCUCUACUUCUGCCUCAUCUUCGGGUACAAGCUCUUCACUCGCUGCAAGGGCGUCAAGCCCGAGGAGGCGGAUCUGUGGUCAGGCAAGGACGAGAUCGACCGCGAGGAGGCGGAGUACCUGGCUCGCAAGGCGAUGGAAGAGCCAACCGGUAAGCGUGGGAACUGGUUCUAUCAGACAUUUGUGGCGUGGUUGUUCUAG